Molecule: messenger RNA, 429 nt
Organism: Sordaria macrospora k-hell
Lineage: Eukaryota; Fungi; Ascomycota; Sordariomycetes; Sordariales; Sordariaceae
Product: 40S ribosomal protein uS9
Biological process (GO): maturation of SSU-rRNA from tricistronic rRNA transcript (SSU-rRNA, 5.8S rRNA, LSU-rRNA); translation
Cellular component (GO): cytosolic small ribosomal subunit; ribosome
Molecular function (GO): structural constituent of ribosome; RNA binding
Source: RefSeq, a predicted model, not a curated record
AUGGCUACGCAAGCGGUCCAGGUUUUCGGCAAGAAGAAGAACGCCACGGCGGUCGCCCGCUGUGUGCAGGGCAAGGGCCUCAUCAAGGUCAACGGUGUUCCCCUUAAGCUCUACGCCCCCGAGAUCCUCCGGGCCAAGCUCUACGAGCCCAUCCUUCUCCUCGGUGUCGACAAGUUCGCCGAGGUCGACAUCCGCCUCAAGGUCUCCGGUGGUGGUCACGUCUCCCAGGUCUAUGCCGUCCGUCAGGCUAUUGCCAAGGCCAUUGUUGCCUACUACGCCAAGUACGUCGAUGAGCACUCCAAGAACACCUUGAAGACCGCUCUCAUCCAGUUCGACCGCACUCUUCUCGUCGCCGAUCCCCGUCGUUGCGAGCCCAAGAAGUUCGGUGGUAAGGGUGCCCGCUCUCGCUUCCAGAAGUCCUACCGUUAA